GUGCUCCACCACAGUGUGCUCCACCGCAGUGUGCUCCACCACAGGCUGCUCCACCACAGUGUGCUCCACCACAGGCUGCUCCACCACAGUGUGCUCCACCACAGGCUGCUUCAGGUAGGAGAGAUCGCUCCAAGAAACUCCCUGGAGGUGCCAAGCAAAGCUGCCAUGUCGGUGACUGUUCAUGAGAAUCGUAAAUCACGCACCAGCACAGGAUCCAUGAACAUCUCAUUGUUCCACAAGCCUUCACAUCCAGACAGCGUCCUGACCCACCUGAACACUAUGAGGAAGCAGUGCAUGUUCACUGAUGUCACUCUGUGGGCCGGGGAUCGCUCCUUCCCAUGCCACAGGGCUGUCUUGGCAGCGUGCAGUCGUUAUUUUGAGGCGAUGUUCAGUGGAGGGCUUCGUGAAAGUCUGGACAGUGAUGUCAAUUUCAGAGACAGCAUACACCCUGAGGUAUUGGAGCUUCUGCUGGACUUUGCCUAUUCUUCACGAGUCAUCAUAAAUGAGGAGAAUGCUGAGUCGUUGUUAGAGGCGGGUGACAUGUUACAGUUUCACGACAUCCGGGACGCAGCAGCAGAGUUUUUAGAAAAAAACCUGCACUCCUCCAACUGCCUGGGGAUGAUGCUGCUAUCCGACGCCCAUCAGUGUAAAAGGCUGUAUGAGCUGUCCUGGAGGAUGUGUCUGUUACACUAUGAGACGGUAAGAGAAUCAGAGGAUUUCUAUAACCUGUCUAAAGAUAAACUGCUGGAGCUGAUUCUUAGUGAUGAGCUGGAGAUAGAAGAUGAACAGGUUGUGUUUAACUCUGUGAUGCGAUGGGUUCGAUAUGACUUGGAGGGUCGGCGUCACCAUUUACCAGAGCUGCUGAGGGGAAUCAGGUUGGCCCUGCUGCCAUCUGAAUGUCUGCUGGAGGCUGUAGCCUGUGAAGAGCUGGUCAUGGCCGACAAGAGGAGCCGGUCAAUAGUAGAGGAGGCAAUGCAGUGUAAGAAGAGAAUCCUUCAGAAUGGUGGAGUGACUAGUCCCUGUGCUCGACCACGAAAGCAGGACACCACUGCUAUCCUGGGAGGCCAGACCUUCAUGUGUGACAAGAUAUACCAGGUUGACCACAAAGCCAAGGAGAUCAUACCUAAAGCAGACCUCCCCAGCCCCAGGAAAGAGUUCAGUGCAUGUGCCAUCGGGUGUAAGGUUUACGUGACAGGAGGAAGAGGAUCGGAGAACGGAGUCAAAGACGUCUGGAUCUAUGACACCGUCCAUGAAGAGUGGUCUAAAGGAGCACCAAUGCUAAUAGCAAGGUUUGGCCAUGGUUCUGCUGAGUUGGAGAAUAGUCUCUAUGUGGUUGGAGGUCAUACAGCCAUAGCUGGUGUUUUUCCUGCUUCACCAUCUGUCUCCCUCAAACAGGUGGAGCGGUAUGACCCUCUCAGUAAUAAAUGGACUAUGAUGGCCCCUCUAAGAGACGGGGUCAGUAAUGCAGCCGUGGUCAGUGCCAAACUCAGACUGUUUGUUUUUGGAGGGACUACCAUACACAGAGACAAGGCGUCCAAGGUCCAAUGGUAUGACCCCGUGGGUAACCGCUGGAACAUUGCGGCUGAAUGCCCUCAGCCUUGGCGCUACACAGCAGCUGCUGUCUUAGGGAGCCAGAUCUUCAUCAUGGGUGGUGACACUGAAUUCACCGCUGCCUCAGCUUAUCGCUUUGACUGUGAAACCAAUCAGUGGACUCGUGUGGGCGACAUGACGUCCAAACGGAUGAGCUGUCACGCUGUGGCCUCAGGAAAUAAGCUGUAUGUGGUAGGAGGUUAUUUUGGGACUCAGCGGUGUAAAACGUUGGACUGUUACGACCCCACGUCGGAUAGUUGGAACUCCAUCACUACUGUGCCUUAUUCACUGAUCCCCACCGCCUUUGUCAGCACAUGGAAGCACCUACCUGCUUAACUGGGAGACGCCAGGAGCCAGUCAUUCCAGGUGUUGACGAGAGAACAGCGGGCUGAAGGAGAAUCUCUGAGACUCCACCCUGCAGUCAGCAGCUCCUUCCAAAAAACAAGCUGCAUCUCACAGACUUGUAAAAAGUCCUGAGCGGCGGCCUUAACAAGCCAACAGCACAGCACCCAGGUCUUAACACACACAGAGAGAAAUUCUCUCCACCUGAUGCUCCCUGAAUAAUGUGAUCUUCUCAAACAGACACUUUGAACCUGAUGGACGGAUGCUUUUGAUGACCAAUUGCUCACACAAACUGUUUUUUUUGUUUGUGUGUGUGUGCUUCUUUAAUGUCUUAUUAAUCAUGAAAUUCACUACUAAAUUCAUUCCAGUGUAACGACUGAUAAGCUGUAAUCAUCAUCAGAUGACGCUUGUAUGAGCAGGACUGUGCUUCCUGUGAACCUAAAUCCACUGCUGUGUCUCAAUUCGGGCACUUCUAUGUAGUACACUGUGUACUUCCUGGUGUAGUGCACUGAUUUCGUCAGGGCAACGCCGUCUCAAUUUGAGUACGGCCAUUGGAAAUGACGAUCAAACAUGUUAUCGCUUCUCCUUCUUUGCCAAAUUUCUGCCUUGCACAGCAUUAGCGCCAAAAUUUGACUUUUAGAAUCAAAAUCUAAAACGUAUGUACAACUUCCGUGUGUACAUUGUGGUAUUCAACGCAACCUCUUCAGCAGCUUCCUCGGCCACUAUUUGCACCAUUAUGGUGGUCCCUCCCUGCUACGUAGCCAAAAUGGAGACCACUGAGGGCAACAAGUGUCCCGGUAUUUGACCAUCACGAGUGAACUGACUUUUCACAGACAUGGACUCAGAGUAACAAGUGCAAGUCUCUUUCAGGUUACACACACACACACACACAUUAUAUUUACUAGUAUUACUAGUAUUUCUAGCACCUCUGCACAAAUACAGUGUUAAUGAACUGGAGCUGAGAGUUUUAGGUCCCAUCAAAAGAGAAUUUAAACUGCCAUCAUCAACAUGAAGCGUAAUGAUGUUGUUUUUUACAGGUUGGUGGACUGAGGCACUCUGUUCUCAGGGAUGCUGAGGGUGUUUGUAGCUCUAGGUUUUAUAUGUGUUGUGUUUCUACACACACACACACACACACACACACACACACACACACACACACACACACACACACACACACGGCAUCAAUCAGAUGAAAUGAUGCUGUCACAUUGAAGCUAACAUGAACAGAAAUUUGUGUCCACCUGACCAACGUUGGUGUUUACUCUUCAGUCAUCCGGAGCCCAGCAGACAUUUUCAAAACACAAAUUCAACAUGAGGACACUCUCAGAAAUAAACACUUGAGUGAUACUGAUGACAUCAUGCAUCAUAAGAUGAAGGAUGGAAUAAAUAACACAACCCUUGUUUGACCGCUCACGUCAACAGUAUUGGUGUAAACGAAGAACAAAUGUUUGUUCUUUAUUAUUAAUUCCAACGGGUACCAUGAGAUGACAUGCUAGUUUGCUGUAGCGUGAAGGCCCAUGGUAAGACUGUCACAGUGUUACCUUCAUGUUAUUUUUGGGUGAUGAGCUUGGAUCUGAUAAUGGACCAAAUAUCUCUUAUCUCAUGUUGAGAUGCAGUGUCAGAUCUCUGCUGGUGCCUGGUGGAGCCUCAGUGGACAAAGACCUUUGAAAUCACAACACUUACUUUGUACUUCACCUUUGCUGAGUGCAAGAGACUUUUACUGAGCUUUAAAAUGACGUGUUUCAUUACAUGUACACAACAUAGAAGCAUUAGGAAACUUGUGAGAGCAUGAUCUGUGAAUUUAGUUCAAAGGCACAUACAUACACAUACAUACACACUGCCAUACAUACAUGUAUGUCAGUUGAACAUCUCAAGUUGCACAUGCACUCCUUUUUGUAUUUCCAGUAGCAUGUUUUAGUGUUGAAGAAACCCAUGGAACUGAAACAGUAGCACUAAAGCAGUGACACCGGGCGUCUUUUAUUUCAGACAUGCUGUUUAUAGGACAGGUGUCGGAAGCACAGAGCAGUGUUGUGUCCUGCAGAAACCAUCAUCACUGCCAAAGUGCUGCUUGAAGAAGACGCUGUAGCUCUGUAACACCUAUGCAUUAUCUUUUUAUCAAUGCAUUCAUUAGCAGAGGUGUGACAUAUUAAGUGUGAAAUAUUUUCUACAUGCUGGAGAUGACGGCUGUCAUGGAUGGACGUGGUUUCUGCAGGACACAGAUCAUCAUGGUCAAUGUGUUGUAUCGUCUCUGUGGUGCUGUGCAGUCUUUUACAUGUGUCCCUGCCAUGAGGAGACUCCAGAUUAUCAAGUCGAGUCAUUUUAAUUAUGUAACAUAAAAUCACAGUUUGCCUCCGAGUGCAGUGAGGAUAAACUCCCCUAACACCCUUCAAUGUGGGAAACAAACCUCAGGAAGAUCCACAGAGGAGAGAUCCCACUGUAAGGACAGCACACACACAACAUGCCGGCCAAAGCAGAACAACAAAAUCACACACACAUUUGAAUGACAAACCUUCUGCUACAUGUUGAUUCUAACACUGUAGAAAUGUCUGAGUUUAGUUUGACUUUUGGCUUUCUGAGUUUCUGGAGUUGGAUUUCAGCUACUGCACAGAAAUGUUCCUAAAUACAGUAAAUACAGUAAAUACAGCUGUUCUUUGGAUGAAGUCAACAAGGUGUUUUUGAAAUAACUGAGGAUUUUUGAAAUGAUUUUGAAAAACUAAAGGAGCUUCUUUGUGGAAAGAUGUUAGAUAUUGUAUGUUUAUACUGGUGAUAAUAAACACUGAAUCACUUUU
This is a messenger RNA of Larimichthys crocea (large yellow croaker), 4721 nucleotides long. RefSeq names its product ectodermal-neural cortex 2 (gene enc2). Gene Ontology annotation, biological process: ubiquitin-dependent protein catabolic process. NCBI's taxonomy places the organism in Eukaryota, Metazoa, Chordata, Actinopteri, Sciaenidae. Gene Ontology annotation, molecular function: protein binding. Gene Ontology annotation, cellular component: Cul3-RING ubiquitin ligase complex; cytoplasm. The record is from RefSeq and is a predicted model, not a curated record.